AUGGACCCCGUCCAGGUAUGUGCCAGUUCCCUACAGAUAACCAACAAUGCCACCAAAUCUCCUGUAGGGUGGCGGACUGGAGAAAGCGACUUCCCUCAGGGACUUCAAUCAAAUGCGUGGGCGUAUUCACUAGAAACUAGAGAAAAUAAAGUCG
Messenger RNA from Dovyalis caffra, 154 nucleotides. The record is from the annotation of a GenBank genome assembly. NCBI's taxonomy places the organism in Eukaryota, Viridiplantae, Streptophyta, Magnoliopsida, Malpighiales, Salicaceae.